UGUCAUAUUUUAGCGCCAAAAUACAUGUAAAUAAAAUUACCCAAAACAACUUUUGGUUUUGAGAGUUUAACGUAUUAAUUCAACUAAUUUACCUUAAGAACUCAAUAAAUCGUUAAAAAAAAAUCAAAUUAUGGCUAACUCAAACGAGCAAGAAUUACGCGAGGCGCAAAGCCAGUAUCUGGUUUUUUUGGAUGAUGAAGAAGAUCAAGGCAAAUACAGCCAGAUGAUCAGGAAUAUGAUAACGGAAAAAAGCCAGCGCUUAGUUGUCAACAUAAAUGAUUUGAGGCGAAAAAAUGCUUCAAGAGCAUUGGCCUUGCUGAAUAAUGCCUUUGAAGAACAACUCGCUUUUCAGAGAGCCCUAAAAGACAUCAUUUAUCAAAUUAAUUAUGAAUACGCCAAGGAGAAUGAAGAGUUCUUUAUUGCAUUUGAAGGUAGUUUUGGUAACAAACAUGUAACACCUAGGACACUGACUUCUGGAUAUCUUGGAAGCUUGAUUUGUGUAGAAGGGAUUGUUAGCAAAUGUUCAUUGGUAUAUCCUAAGCUUGUAAGGAGUGUACAUUACUGUCCAGCCACUAAAAAAUUCAUGGAAAGGAAAUAUACAGAUUUAACAUCUUUGGAAGCAGUGCCAACCUCAGCUGCAUAUCCGACAAAGGAUGAAGAUGGCAACACACUAGAAACAGAAUUUGGUCUUUGCAAGUAUAAGGACCACCAAACAAUAACCAUCCAAGAAAUGCCAGAAAAAGCUCCCGCAGGUCAAUUACCCCGCGUGGUGGAUAUUAUUUGCGAUAAUGAUUUGGUAGAUGCCUGUAAGCCUGGUGAUAGAGUGCAGGUGGUUGGGAACUUUAGAUGCCUACCUAACCAUCAGGGAGCAUUCACCAAUGGGGUGUUCCGAACCAUCGUUAUAGCAAACAAUAUCAAACAGCUUAGCAAAGAAUCGAGUCCUUCAAUUUCAAGGGAGGAUGUACAGAGAUGCAAACAACUGGCCAGAAAUAACAAAAAUAUAUUUAAUUUAUUGGCCAAAUCUCUUGCGCCUUCCAUACAUGGACAUGAGUAUGUUAAAAGGGCCAUACUUUGUCUUCUACUGGGUGGAGUAGAAAAAGUUUUGCCAAAUGGCACUCGCCUCAGAGGUGACAUAAAUGUACUUCUUAUUGGCGAUCCUAGUGUGGCUAAAUCUCAACUGUUAAGAUAUGUUUUGCAUACGGCUCCCAGAGCCAUUCCCACAACCGGAAGAGGCUCUUCCGGAGUUGGUUUGACUGCUGCUGUCACCACAGAUCAGGAAACUGGAGAAAGAAGGUUAGAGGCUGGAGCUAUGGUAUUAGCUGAUAGGGGUGUGGUAUGUAUCGAUGAAUUCGACAAAAUGAGUGACAUAGACAGGACAGCAAUUCACGAGGUGAUGGAACAAGGCCGGGUAACAUUAGCCAAAGCAGGUAUUCACGCCAGCUUGAAUGCCAGAUGUUCGGUUUUGGCCGCGGCCAAUCCUGUAUACGGAAAGUACGACCAAUACAAAACUCCAAUGGAAAACAUCGGUCUGCAAGACUCCCUACUCUCACGUUUCGACUUGCUAUUCGUCAUGUUAGACACGAUCGACGAAAAUACGGAUCUGGAAAUAUCGGAUCACGUAGUUAGAAUGCAUAUGUACAGGAACCCGCUGGAACAAGACGGUGAGGUCCUACCUAUGGGUUCCACAGUUGACAUUUUUAGCACGAGCAACCCGGACGAGGACGAUCUGAAAAUAGUGCCCACUUAUGAGAAAUACGACGCAUUAUUACAUGGAAACAGUAGAAAAAAGUCUGAUAAGAUUCUCAGUGUCGAGUUUAUGAGGAAAUACAUUCAUUUCGUGAAGAUUUUGAAGCCGCAGCUCACUGAUGAAGCGUCGGAGAUUAUUGCCGAGGAGUACUCGAGGCUUCGGUCGGAAGAUGUUAUGGAUAAUGAUGUUGCUAGGACCCAACCGGUAACUGCUCGUAGCCUCGAAACAAUGAUCCGUCUGUCGACUGCGCAUGCAAAGGCGCGCAUGUCGCGUACCGUCAACGCGGAAGACGCGCAUGCGGCCAUCGAGCUGAUCCAAUACGCUUACUUUAAAAAGGUGUUGGAGAAGGGUGACAAGAAAAAGAGGAGGAGGGAGAGCCAAUCGGAGGAGAGCGAGGAUGAUGACCAGGAGAAACAGCAGAGGCCUAAGAAAACCAGGAGAGCGAGAUCUGAAAUCGGAGAGGAUUCAGAAGGAGAGCUGGUCUCGACUCAGGGUUCCACCAGAUCCAGUAGAAGAGGCGAAUUAAACGAAACCGCUGCAGAAGAGGAAGAAUUGGCAACGGAACUUCCAUCGAGCCUAAACGGGCAUGCGUCCCAAGAAAGUAUGGAGGUCGAUGAGUCUCCGAAGGAAAUUAGUCAAGAUAGGCUCUCGACAUUUAAGACUUCGUUAUGCAAAGCUUUUCAAGAGAACCGCACUCAAGCCCUAAGUCUUACCCGGAUAAAGGACUUCGUAAACAAGGACAACUCCAGUCCGUAUUCUCAAGGAGAAAUCUCGGCAGCCAUAGAAAAGAUGUCAGACGAUAAUCAAGUUAUGAUGGCGGACGGCAUAGUGUUCUUGAUUUAAUUUUAAUUUCAUUUGUAAGAAUUCAAUAUUUUUUUUACAUAAAGUGUGUUUUUAACUUA
Anthonomus grandis grandis is the source of this 2649-nucleotide messenger RNA. RefSeq names its product DNA replication licensing factor Mcm3 (gene Mcm3). Gene Ontology annotation, biological process: DNA strand elongation involved in DNA replication; mitotic DNA replication initiation; DNA replication. The transcript has 9 exons. NCBI's taxonomy places the organism in Eukaryota, Metazoa, Arthropoda, Insecta, Coleoptera, Curculionidae. The coding region runs from base 131 to 2590 and encodes 819 amino acids. The record is from RefSeq and is a predicted model, not a curated record. Gene Ontology annotation, molecular function: single-stranded DNA helicase activity; ATP binding; single-stranded DNA binding. Gene Ontology annotation, cellular component: nucleus; MCM complex.